AUGACUGCAUCUGUGGGAUUUCUGUCAACCGUGGAAGGUGAAAUAUCUUUCUUUCGCUCUCUCAUGCGCGCAAGACCGGUCGGCCUUCACCGGCACUUUCAUGUAUUAUCCAUGCGCAACGCCAUACAUCAAGACACCGGUCAAUCCGUGUCAAUAGACGAGAUUUGGGAGAAACUGCGCAGUUGCUAUGACCUAGACGCGUUGGAGAACCUGGCGAGUGAAGCAGAAGGCUACGAGUCUCCCGGUUCGAGCCAGUCAACACCGCAAGUUACAGGCUCUCCUUCACCCACCGCGAACCUUUCUGCGCACCCUUUCUUUCGAAAAGAAUUCUCCUUACCACUGGAUGAUUCCUUCGAACCCAUGAUAUCCGCACGCCGCAUGCACAGCUCCGCUUCACCUUCCCCUCCAGCAUCAUCGCCAGCGUCUCCAGUGAAACCCCCCGGACGGGGAAAAAAACGCGGGAGGAGUAAGGUCAUGGCAGGUCUAGUGGGAGGUGAUAGCGAUAGCAGCGCCUUGACACAAGAAAGCGGUGAUGAAAGUGUAGCGCCUACUCCCAGAGGUAGCGUUGUUACAGGCACAGACGCAGGCACAGAAUAUGGAGAGGAUGAUGAUGUAGACAUGGACGCAGGUGCGCAUUGGCACUUAUGCUCGAAAUCUUCACAUCUGACAUGUGCGGCAGGGCCAACGAGAGGUGUACGGGGUAAAGGGCCAAAGGCCGGGAGGAAAGGGGGCGCUCCGCGCGGUCGACCAGCUGGGCCAACGCGACCUAUGAAGAAGAGAAAACGGUGA
Heterobasidion irregulare TC 32-1 is the source of this 789-nucleotide messenger RNA. RefSeq lists its product as uncharacterized. Lineage: Eukaryota; Fungi; Basidiomycota; Agaricomycetes; Russulales; Bondarzewiaceae. The transcript is spliced from 2 exons. Gene Ontology annotation, cellular component: nucleus; NuA4 histone acetyltransferase complex. Gene Ontology annotation, biological process: regulation of transcription by RNA polymerase II. The record is from RefSeq and is a predicted model, not a curated record. Bases 1 to 789 code for a protein of 262 amino acids.